AUGAGCCACCGCUUCCCCCUCCCGUCGCUCCCCCCGCUCCACCUCUCGGCGCUCGAACGCCGCGCGAGUCGCGAGUUCAUGCAGCUCCUGCUCGCGCACACGCUGCGCGAGUUCGAAGGCCACACGUACGGCCACGGCGGCGUUGCCGACACCCGGCGGUGGAAACCGCACACGCAGCGCGACGACCUGACCGUCUUCCGCGAGCGGUCGGCCGGUCGCACUGGUCGCCGCCUCUUGACCGCUGCGCGGCGACAGCACUGCUGCCUCGAGCUGCCGCUCUUGGAGCCGACGGUCGCGACGCUGUCGUCGCCGACGCUGUUGCUCACGGGCGUUCGCCGCGGCCGCGUCGAAGACGCCAUGAGCGCCGUCGUGACCGAGAGCCAGCAGGACUUUGCCCUGGCCGUGACCUAUAAGCACACGGACGUGGCCGACUGCGCGAUCCUCGAGACGCUCGAGCCGCCGCGGCCGGCCGCGCCGUACCACUACCUCGGGCUCAAGUUCUUCGUGCGGCGGUCGCCGACCGAAGGCCACGUGCUCAAGCACCGACACAGUAUCUAUCUCGAGUUCAGUGGCCUCGCAACGUCGAGUCGCGGCGAAGUCGUGGGCUUCCACCUCAUGCACUCGGUAGCGCUUGCACCGGGCGCGGCCUUCCCCGACCUACGGGCGUUCAACUCGAUCCGCGCGCUGCAGUCGACGCGGUACGUCUACCGCCAAAAGACCGACGCGCUCGUCGACGUCUUCAUGGUGGGGAACAUGGACAUUGCCGGCCGCGUCGUGCGGCCGCUCGCCACGCGCUAUGCGAUCGAAACGGUCGUCGGCGUCACGCGGCUGCUCGCGCUGGCCGAAGUGCGGCGGCUGUCGCAGAUGGCGCACGCGCAGCGGACGUUUGGCACGUGGGCGACGGCCGUCGCCGACGGACGGGGCACCUGCCACGUGUGUGCGACGGCCGCGGGCGCGAAGCGCAAGACGCUGCAGCACUGUGUGCUCUGUGGGCACGCCGUGUGCCGCGCGUGCACGACGGCCAAGCGCGUGUUCCAGAGCGACGACAGCGGCAUCUUGGGCGCGUUCGAGAAAGUCGCGGCGUGCACGCAGUGUGUGCAGCGGGCGAACACGGGCGCGUUCUUGACGCCGCACGAGCGCGUGCGCCGGACGCCGGUGAAGGAACUGCCGGGUGCGUUCCAGAAGCCCAUGGGGCGGCCAUCGGGUCCAUUGCCGAUGGCAGAGAUGGAGGAGAUGGACCGCUGCGGGGCGAGCGGACGGUCGGGUUCGGGGGGGCCCCGACGGGAGACGUUUCCGUCCGCGUCGUCGUUGGGUGUGGCUCCGGACGUGGAGCAGCACCGCAUUGGUCAGAGUCUGCCGACGACGUCGCUCUUGAACGGGUUGGACGACGACGAGCUCGACGGACUCGACUCGUUCCUGGAGAACCGACCACGACCGGUGGAUCCUACAACGACUACGACUGCAGUGGUAGGAACUGGGACUGCAGAGGCUACGAGGCCCCAAAGGGGUUGUUGCUAUGCCGUCGUGGACGAGUCGAGUCGACCGCGUCCGCUUCUGCGGGCGUCGGACGCGCGGGUGGUGUACAAUUUGCUGCCCUCGAAGGGGCACAUGCCGCACCGGAAACUCGAGUUACCGAGCAACGCGUCUGCCGCGCAGCGGUCGAUGAUGGUCCGACUGUUGGAGCUGAGCAAGAUCGCUGAAGACACGUCGGCGACUGCGCGACGGAACCGCUUGUACUGCGAGCAGUACUGGCGAGAAGAGCUCGAGAAGGAGGGCGAGCUGAUUCGUCGCACGCAGUGCUGA
Messenger RNA from Hyaloperonospora brassicae, 1803 nucleotides. Lineage: Eukaryota; Oomycota; Peronosporomycetes; Peronosporales; Peronosporaceae. The record is from the annotation of a GenBank genome assembly.